GCAACGCGUAUGUCACUAAUUACCACAGCCACAAAGUAGAAAUGGGCUAUAUCGUAAAAAUUUAUGAAAACUAAAAUUAGCUUUUAUGUCUAGGUUAGGCAUACUUUUAGCAGUGUGGUUAGGUUUCACAUCAGAUUUUAAGGCGAUACAUUGUAGAAAUAAGCGACGUUUAGACGUAAUUGUGACUUUGUGGUUGUGGUAACUAGUGACGGGUCGCAGAUAUAUAUUUUGGAUCGUACGUAUAUUGUGCUGCGUGACUUUCAACAGCUGAAGGGAACAGUCGACGAACAUUUUUGUUACGCUUUCAUGGCAUAAUAACGUCGCAUCUUAUUUAAAACCUUUUAACAUGAACUUCAUCAGAUCCUACAAUGCCAUUGGCACGCCCAUAUGUGAGUAUUGCAUGUCGGUGUUGUCUUGGACAGUUUGAACCCUUCUAUAUCUAUGGUUGAAGAACAUUGUGGGACAACAAUCACGUACAACAGACGGUCUAGAACCUUGGUAGUUGGUUUGGUUGGUAGUUGGUUUGGUUGGUAGUUGGUUUGGUUGGUAGUUGGUUUGGUUGGUAGUUGGUUUGAGUUUCGAUAUUAGCCAGACAUUCGGAGCUUCAAACUUCAAUAGCUCGCGAACGAUUGGAAGUACAGUAUUCCGUUUCGGAAAAAUGGUGUACAACAUUGCACAGGUCUUAUUUUCCAGACUCCGACUUGAUGUUCAUAAUCACACGGCAAUGGAGUAGGCAGCCUAGCCCACAGUCUAAUGCAGCUAGUUAGGUACCGUCAACAAAGUGCAUGAUUACAACAUUCAAAUGUUAAAUAACUUUGACCACAUCACCGAGAAAAUUCAAACAAACUUUAAACUGUUCAGAAGGAAGGGACACAUGCUGCACACCUUUUCGUUUUACCAUAAAGUACUUACAAAAUUAUAAAUAAUUGAAACUUAAAAAAUGUCAGCUCUUCAACCAUGUGACUUAGCAACCUCAGUAUGUUGCACACCCUUUUUUUUUCAUAAAAUGAUUUUUAAAUGUUUCUUAUAUUUAAAAUGCAAUAGCUCCUUAACCAUGUGACUGACAGACAAAACAAACUUUAAAAUGUUGAAAUGGUAGGGACACAUCACACACCCUUUUGGUUUCCUGAAAAAAUGUAUGGAUUUCUUUUACCUUAAUUUGUUAGUAUCGUUUUUGACUAAUUUCAAUAGCUCCUUGAUCAUAUGACCUAGGCACCUCAAACCAACUUUGGAUUGUUCACAGGGUAGGGAAACACAUCGUACACUUUGGUUUUCCCAUAAAGCACUUACACAAUUCUAUAUAAAUAUUUGAAACGUAACAAUUUCUAUAGCUCUUCAACCACGUGACCUAGCAACAUGAUCUCAACUGUCCAUUAUUCCUUAUUUAUACCACAGCAUUGUUGAAUAGUCAUUUCUGAUUGGCUGGAAGGGCAUUCUAUAAUGGACAUUAAAACCAGAUAUCGGGACACCUUGCAAUCAUGACACAAUAAUAUGCCAGAAAAUGAGAAAGUAUGUAUUUGCUUAUAAAAAUGAAAAUAUCAGCGGAAAUACGUGUUCCUACCGUUAAAUGUGUGCUUUCAUAUUGUUUUCUUUGGCAACUGUGGUAUAAGCGGGAUAAAUGCCUCCGUCUGUACAUUACUUUGAGAAAAUGACGCUGCGUCGUCCAUUAUUUCCAAGUUAAUGUACAGAAUGUUGGCGUUUAUCCCUUACAUAAGGAGCCAAGUUGCACACCCUUUAGUCUUCACAUAAAGUGAUUCCAACAUUUGUGUGUGUAUGUAUAUGUGUAUAUAUAUAUAUAUAUCUUUAAAGUGCCUUCAGAAAGUAUUCACACCCCUUCACUUUUUCCAAAUUGUUACAAAGUGAGAUAAAAAUGGAUUUAAUUGUAAUUUGUCAACGAUCUACACAAAAUACUCUGUCAAAGUGGAAGAAAAAUUCUAACAUUUGUAAAAAUUUUAGAUAAGUAUUAAACCCCAUGAGUCAAUACAUGUUUGAAUCAUCUUUGUCGGAGUUACAGCUGAGAGUCUUUCUGGGUGAGUCUCUAGAACGUUCCACACCAGGAUUGUGCAACAGUUGCUCAUUAUUCUUUGCAAAAUUCUUCAAACUCUGUCAAAUUGUUUGUGGAUCAUUGCUAGACAACCAUUUUUAGGUCUUGCCAUAGAUUUCCAAGCAGAUUUAAGUCAAAACGGUAACUAGGCCACUCAAAUCAAAUUGUCUUUACCACAUGCGCCGAAUACAACAGGUGUAGACCUUAGUGAAAUGCUUACUUACAAACUCUUAACCAACAAUGCAGUUUUAAGAAAAGUGUUAAGUAAAAAAUAGAUAAGAUUAAAUAGCAGCAAUAAAAUAACAGUAGGGAGGCUAUAUACAGGGGGUACCGGUACAGUCAAUGUGCUGGGGCACCGGUUAGUCGAGAUAAUUUCGGUAAUAUGUACAUGUGGGUAGAGUUAAAGUGACUAUGCAUAGAUAAUAAACAGAGUAGCAGCAGUGUAAAAAGAGGGGGUGGGGUGGACAAUGCAAAUAGUCUGGGUAGCCAUGAUUAGCUGUUCAGGAGUCUUAUGGCUUGGGGGUAGAAGCUGUUAAGAAGCCUUUUGGACCUAGACUUGGCGCUCCGGUACCGCUUGCCGUGUGGUAGCAGAGAGAACAGUCUAUGACUAGGGUGGCUCGAGUCUGACAAUGUUUAGAGCCUUCCUCUGACACCGCCUGGUAUAGAGGUCCUGGAUGGCAGGAAGCUUGGCCCCAGUGAUGUACUGGGCCGUACGCACUACCCUCUGUAGUGCCUUGCGGUCGGAGGCCGAGCAGUUGCCAUACCAGGCGGUGAUGCAACCAGUCAGGAUGCUCUCGAUGGUGCAUUUGUAUAACUUUUUGAGGAUCUGAGGACCCAUGCCAAAUCUUUUCAGUCUCCUGAUGGGGAAUAGGUUUUGUUAUGCCCUCUUCACGACUGUCUUGGUGUGUUUGGACCAUGAUAGUUUGUUGGUGAUGUGAACACCAAGGAACUUGAAGCUCUCAACCUGUUCCACUACAGCCCCGUCGAUGAGAAUGGGGGCUGUAGUGCUCGGCCCUACUUUUUUUAUUUAAUUUUUUUAUUUUUCUGUAGUCCACAAUCAGCUCCUUUGUCAUGGUCACAUUGAGGGAGAGGUUGUUAUCCUGGUAUCACACGGCCAGGUCUCUGACCUCCUCCCUAUAGGCUGUCUCAUCGUUGUCGGUAUUCAGGCCUACCACUGUUGCGUCAUCGGCAAACUUAAUGAUGGUGUUGGAGUCGUGCCUGGCCAUGCAGUCAUGGGUGAACAGGGAGUACAGGAGGGGACUGAGCACGCACCCCUGAGGGGCCCCCUUUUGAGGAUUAGCAUGGCAGAUGUGUUGUUACCUACCCUUACCACCUGGGGGCGGCCCGUCAGGAAGCCCAGGAUCCAGUUGCAGAGGGAAGUGUUUACUCCCAGGGUCCUUAGCUUAGUGAUGAGCUUUGAGGGCACUAUGGUGUUGAACGCUGAGCUGUAGUCAAUGAAUAGCAUUCUCACAUAGUUGUUCCUCUUGUCCAGGUGGGAAAGGGCAGUGUGGAGUGCAAUAGAGAUUGCAUCAUCUGUGGAUCUGUUGGGGCGAUAUUUAAAUUGGAGGGGUCUAGGGUUUCUGGGAUGAUGGUGUUGAUGUGAGCCAUGACCAGCCUUUCAAAGCACUUCAUGGCUACAGACGUCAGUGCUACGGGUCGGUAGUCAUUUAAGCAGGUUACCUUAGUGUUCUUGGGCAUGGGGACUAUGGUGGUCUGCUUGAAACAUGUUGGUAUUACAAGUUAAACAAUUUAAAGGCAAUGCUACCAAAUACUAAUUGAGUGUAUGUAAACUUCUGACCCACUGGGAAUGUGAUGAAAUGAAUAAAAGCUGAAAUAAAUCAUUCUUUCUACGAUUAUUCUGAUGUUUCACAUUCUUAAAAUAAAGUGGUGAUGCUAACUGACCUAAGACAGGGAAUCUUUACUAGGAUUAAAAGUCACAUUGUGAAAACCUGAGUUUAAAUGUAUUUGGCAAAGGUGUAUGUAAACUUCCGACUUCAACUGUACCUACACGUACGCUACGGUCACAAGACGCAGGCCUCCUUAUUGUCCCUAGAACUUCUAAGCAAACAGCUGGCGGCAGGGCUUUCUCCUAUAGAGCUCCAUUUUUAUGGAUUGGUCUGCCUAUCUAUGUGAGAGACGCAGACUCUGUCUCGACCUUUAAGUCUUUACUGUAGGUUCCAUGGUCGACUGUGUUCUGGCCCAGGGGUGCGAAGGUGAACAGAAAGGCACACUGAUUAUUAUUUGGUCAUCUAUGAAUGUUUGAACGUCUUGGAGAAAAAUCUGGCCUUAAUGGACAUGUACUGUUAUAAUCUCCACCCAGCACAGCCAGAAGAGGACUGGCCACCCCUCAGAGCCUGGUUCCUCUCUAGGUUUCUUCCUAGGUUCCUGCCUUUCUAGGGAGUUUUUCCUAGCCACCGUGCUUCUACAUCUGCAUUGCUUGCUGUUUGGGGUUUUAGGCUGGGUUUCUGUAUAGCACUUUGUGACAUCUGCUGAUGUAAAAAGGGCUUUAAAAAAUACAUUUGAGUAAGGACGCACACCUAGUUACGCAAUCGAUUGGUCGAAAGAACAUACUUUCGGUUGGCCAAUUUUUUUUGGACAGCCCUAUUCCACUUUGACAAUAUGGGGUACUUGGUGUAGGCCAGUGACACAAUCAAUUUUUUAUUUAGGCUGUUUCACAACAAAAUGUGGAAACUUAAUAUAGCUCUUCACCCUUAUUUCAACCGUCCAUUAUUCCUUUAUAUAAGCAGUGAAGUGUAGAGAGCGAGAGAGAAUUUGUUGUUAAACCAUUACAAUAGUUUGAAUGGGUUAAAGCAUCAGACAAGCUCAGUGCGUAUAGUAGAUCUUUUUUAAAACCCGUGUAGGGUUUGUCUAUAUAUGGAAAAAUACACCUUUUCAAAUGUUGAUUGGUCGAAAGAACAGACUACUCUCGGUUGACCAAGAUUGUUUUUAGUCGGACAGCCCUAACUUAAAUCUACUUGAAAAUGUAUGGCAAGACCUGAAAAUGGUUGUUUAGCAUAUACCUGAUUUUGAAAUGUUUAAAUAUGUAAUCAGGGCCUCCCGAGUGCCGCAGCGGUCUAAGGCACCACUACACCCUCUGGUUCGAUCCCAGGCUGUGUCACAGCCUGCCGUGACCAGGAGACCCAUGUGGUGGUGCACAAUUGGCACAUCGUCGUCCGUGGUAAGUAGAGGGCCGGCUGGGAUGUCCUUGUCUCAUCAUGCUCUAGUGACUCCUUGUGGCGGGCUGGGUGCCUGCAGGCUGAUUUUGGUCGUCAGUUCAACAGUGUUUCCUCCGACACAUUGGUGCUUCUGGGUUAAGCGAGCAGUGCGCUUCUGGGUUAAGCGAGCAGUGCGGCUUGGCAGGGUGGUGUUUCGGAGGACGCGUAGCUCUCAACCUUCGCCUCUCCCGACUCCAUAGGGGAGUUGCAGCGAUGAAACAAGAUUGUAACUACCAAUAUGGAUAUCACAAAGUAAAGUCAUAAAGUAAAAUGUAAUCAGGCGUGGUCGUUGUGUGAGCCAGUGUUCAGCUCAUAGCAUGGUAUUUUCUUUGUUGUGUUUUACCGCCUUUUCUCCCCAAUUUCGUGAUAUCCAAUUGUGAUCCAAUUACGAUCUUGUCUCAUCGCUGCAACUCCCCAACGGUUUCUGGAGAGGCUAAAGUCGAGUCAUGCGUCCUCCGAAACAUGAUCCGCCAAACCAUGCUUCUUAACACCCGCCCGCUUAACCCGGAAGCCAGCUGCACCGACGUGUCGGAGGAAACACUGUUCAACUGACGACCGAAGUCAGCCUGCAAGCGCCUGGCCUGCCACAAGGAGUCGCUAGAGCGCGAUGAGCCAAGGAAAGCCCCCCCGGCCAAACCCUCCCCUAACCCAGACGACACUGGGCCAAUUGUGCGCCGCCAUAUGGGACUCCCGGUUGUGACACAUUCUGGGAUCAAACCCGGGUCUGUAGUGACGCCUCAAGCACUGCGAUACAGUGUCUUAGACCGCUGCGCCACUCUGGAGGCUUAGACUGUUCUCAUUGAAGCCAAUGCUGCGCUCUUUCUGUGGCGGUUAAAGGUCUGACUGACUGAUGUGGUGUUCUCUCUCACAGGUCAAUGGUACAGACAGGUGGGACAGAUGGUGGGUCGGAGCAGAGCUCUUGCUGAGCUGGGGGGACAGAGGUGGAUGUGCAGUAAACCUCAGACAGGAAACCCAGAGCCUCCGCCCGCAGCACCUGCAGUCCCAGCACAUGGUAGGAACACAAACACACACCUGAUUCCCUGGUGACGGAUGAGUUAAGCUGAUUUAAUUAUCCUGACCCUGUCCAAUCCUGUUCUCCAGCCCCUGACCCUGUCUGUCUGUCUGUUCUCCAGACUCCGACCCUGUCUGUCUGUCUGUCUGUCUGUUCUCCAGCCCCUGACCCUGUCUGUCCGUCUGUCUGUCCUCCAGCCCCUGACCCUGUCUGUCUGUCUGUCUGUUCUCCAGACUCCGACCCUGUCUAAUCCAUGUCUCCAGACUCCGACCCUGUCUAAUCCAUGUUCUCCAGACUCCGACCCGGUCUAAUCCAUGUUCUCCAGACUCCGACCCGGUCUAAUCCAUGUCACUAUGUGCUCAGUCAGGAAGUCAUUCCAGAGAGUAUUUUUGUUCCCAGUGGACCCACAGUACAAAACAAAUACUUAUGUGGUGUAAGAGGUUCCUUCAAACUGAUCCAAAAGAUAGCACAGGUAGUCAUGGCAACAUCAGCUUUGUACUGUAGGUAUCUGUUAGUAAACCACUGAGCCAACGCUUCAGUCUAAUCUCAGUAAUAAUAUCUCAUUAAUCAUCUGAUCUCAGUCUAGUCUUAGCCACAGGGUGCCUGAUAUUUAGUUGCCAUAGAAACUGGGGGAAAGUUCACUCUCCUGAGGAUGAGCAGGAAGGGAUGUCACCCAUGGAGGUCGACGCUAACGGCCGGAGCGUGUGAAAUUUAAAAGAUUCCUAAAUCUGAGUCUUGGGUCAGGAAUGUGGAAUUAACAGUCUCUAUACAAUAAACGAUAUUCCUGUCCAGGAGGGAUACUGAACAGUACAUCCAGCUGCCUCACUACAGAAACAGGAGAUGGGACAGGAGGCUAUGGGCCGUUCUGGUUCGGACAAGGUUUCCGGAGAAUGGAUUCAACUAUUUACCCAUUUAAUAACCAGACCUUCAUACAAACUUGCUAUGCUGAAUUCAUGAUGAACAACCGAACUGCUGCUAUAGACGGGUUGGUUGUUCAGCAACAAAACCGACACGUGCACAACUAUGGGGCAAAACAGACGGGGUUAGCAUAGAUUGUUGACAGCACGUAAACUAAAUUUCUUCUCCAAUGUUUAUUGAAACAUAAAUACAUUUGCACAAUGAGCACUUGUUGUCUCUCAUGCAUCAUUAAGGUUGUUGGACAGCUAGCUAAUUUGAGCCAUAUUAGCAUAGACAUCAGUCAAAACACCUCAAAACAUGACAUGGUAUCAAGAACAAGAUAAAACUAGCUGAAACGAGCCACCUAGAUUCCCCACAUGGCAGUUUCUUUCUAUUAUUGCUAGCUAUCUGGCCAUCCAGAAUCACAAUACGUGGACUUCUCCCCCAUUUGAGUCACGAGAAUGGUUUUCGUGACCUCGUCUAUGUGCAUUGAUUGUUGUGUCUCCUUUGUGCCCAGCUCCCCGUCCAGCCUUUAAACUCCCCGGCUACAGGCCCUCUCCCAUGGACCAGAGGAUCCUAGUCUGGUCUGGACGCUUCAAGACCCCCGACCAGAUCCCAGAGCUAGUGUCGUAAGUGGACACUUCCUGUUUACAACCAGACCUCCCAACACACCCGCCCCUGAUUGGGUCUUAACACUGUAGUUCAAAUGAGGUCUAUUUGCCUCUGUUCCGCUUUGUCUCUCUCUUUCAGGUCUGUGUCUGUAGCAGGUUAUGUUUGAGGUCUGUGUCUGUAGCAGGUUAUUUUUGAGGUCUGUGUCUGUAGCAGGUUAUUUUUGAGGUCUGUGUCUGUAGCAGGUUGUUUGAGGUAAUUGCUGUGGUUUGGGUUCCUGACAUCUGCGAAAUGAUCUGCACACUGUCACGUACAAACACCCCCCCCCCCCCACACCCCCACACACACCUCUCUCUGCCUCUGGUCCUGUACACACCCCUCUAUGCCUCUGGUCCUGUGCACACCCAUCUCUGCCUCAUGGUCCUGUACACACCCCUAUCUCUGCCUCUGGGUCCUAUAACACACCCCUCUCUGCCUCUGGGUCCUGUACAACACACCUCUAUGCCUCUGGUCUUAUACACAACCUCUCGCUAUCGCUUGGUCCUAUACACACCCCUCUACUGCCUCUGUCCUGUACACACCCCUCUCUGCCUCUGGUCCUAUACACACCCUCUCUGCCUCUGGUCCUGUACACACCCCCUUCUGCCUCUGGUCCUGUACACACCCUCCUCUGCCUCUGGUCCUGUACAACACCCCUCUCUGCCUCUGGUCCUGUACACACCCCUCUCUGCCUCUGGUCCUGUACACACCCCUCUCUGCCUCUGGUCCUUUACACACCCCUCUCUGCUCUGGUCCUUAUCCCCACCCCCUCUCUGCCUCUGGUCCUGUACACACCCUCUCUGCCUCUGGUCCUAUAACACACCCCCUCUUGCCUCUGGUCCUUCCACACCCCUCUCUGCCUCUGGUCCAUGUACACACCCCUCUCUGCCUCUGGUCCUAUACACACCCCUCUCUGCCUCUGGUCCUGUACCACACCCUCUCUGCCUCUGGUCCUGUACACACCCCUCUCUGCCUCUGGUCCUGAUACACACCCCUCUCUGCUCUGGUCCUAUACACACCCCCUCUGCCUCUGGUCCUAUACACACCCCCUCUCUGCCUCUGGUCCUAUACACACCCCUCUCUGCCUCUGGUCCUAUACACACCCCUCUCUGCCUCUGGUCCUGUACACACCCCUCUCUGCCUCUGGUCCUGUACACACCCCUCUCUGCCUCUGGUCCUGUACACACCCCUCUUGCCUCUGGUCCUGUACACACCCCUCUCUGCCUCUGGUCCUAUCCACACCCCUCUCUGCCUCUGGUCCUAUCCACACCCCUCUCUGCCUCUGGUCCUAUACACACCCCUCUCUGCCUCUGGUCCUGUACACACCCCUCUCUGCCUCUGGUCCUAUCCACACCCCUCUCUGCCUCUGGUCCUGUACACACCCCUCUCUGCCUCUGGUCCUAUCCACACCCCUCUCUGCCUCUGGUCCUAUCCACACCCCUCUCUGCCUCUGGUCCUAUCCACACCCCUCUCUGCCUCUGGUCCUAUCCACACCCCUCUCUGCCUCUGGUCCUAUCCACACCCCUCUCUGCCUCUGGUCCUAUACACACCCCUCUCUGCCUCUGGUCCUAUACACACCCCUCUCUGCCUCUGGUCCUGUACACACCCCUCUCUGCCUCUGGUCCUGUACACACCCCUCUCUGCCUCUGGUCCUGUACACACCCCUCUCUGCCUCUGGUCCUGUACACACCCCUCUCCUUCUCUGGUCCUAUACACACCCCUCUCUGCCUCUGGUCCUGUACACACACCCCUCUCUGCCUCUGGUCCUGUACACACACCCCUCUCUGCCUCUGGUCCUGUACACACACCCCUCUCUGCCUCUGGUCCUAUACACACCCCUCUCUGCCUCUGGUCCUGUACACACCCCUCUCUGCCUCUGGUCCUAUCCACACCCCUCUCUGCCUCUGGUCCUAUACACCCAAUCACCCCACUAGGGUCCCUCUUUGACAUGGUCACUCCAUCAGGAAAACGCGUCUGGAGUUUUGAAAUGUUCUGCCUGAUUAUGAUAUGUUGCCUGUUUGAGAUGCUAUGUUGUGUGUGUUGCCAGUUUGAGAUGCUAUGUUGUGUGUGUUGCCUGUUUGAGAUGCUACACCAAAAGUAUGUGGACACCUGCUCGUCGAACAUCUCAGUCCAAAAUCAUGGGCAUUAAUAUGGAAUUGGUCCCCCACUUUGCUGCUAUAACAGCCUCCACUCUUCUGGGAAGGCUUUCCACUAGAUGUUGGAACAUUGCUGCAGGGACUUGCUUCCAUUCAGCCACGAGCAUUAGUGAGGUCUGGCACUGAUGUUAGGUGAUUAGGCCUGGCUCGCAGUCGGCGUUCCAAUUUAUCCCUAUGGGGUUGAGGUUAGGGCUCUGUGCAGGUCAGUCAAGCUUGUGUGCGGCUGCUCAGCUAUGGAAACCCAUUUCAUGAAGCUCCCAACGAACCGUUUUUGUGCUGCCGUUGCUUCCAGAGGCAGUUUGGAACUCUGUAUUGAGUGUUGCAACCGAGGACAGACGCGCUACGCACUUCAGCGGUCCCGUUCUGUCAGCUUGUGUGGCCUACCACUUCACGGCUGAGCCGCUGUUGCUCCUAGACAUUUCCACUUCACAAUAACAGCACUUACAGUUGACCGGGGCAGCUCUAGAAGGGCAGAAAUGUGACGAACUGACUUGUUGGAAAGGUGGCAUCCUAUGACUGUGCCACGUUAAAAGUCACUGAGCUCUUCCGUAAGGCCAAUGUUUGUCUAUGGAGAUUGCAUGGCUGUGUGCUCGAUUUUAUACACCUGUCAGCAACUGGUGUGGCUGAAAUAGCUGAAGCCACUAAUUUGAAGCGGUGUCCACAUACUUUUGUAUAUAAAUGAAAUCAAAUUUUAUUGGUCACAUACACAAAUUUAGCAGAUGUUAUUGUGGGUGUAGCGAAAUGCUUGUGUUCAUAGCUCUAACAGUGCAGUAAUAUCAAACAAUACACAAAUCUAAAAGUAAAAGAAUGGAAUUAAGAAAUGUAUAAAUAUUAGGACGAGCAAUGUCUGAGUGGCAUUGACUUAGAAUACAGUAUGUACAUAUGAAAUGAGUAAAACGGUAUGUAAACAUUAAAGUGGCCAGUGAUUCCAUGUCUGUGUAUAUAGGGCAGCAGCCUCUAAGGUGCAGGGUUGAGUAACCGGGUGAUAGCCGGCUAGUGAUGACUAUUUAACAGUCUGAUGACCUUGAGAUGUAACCGGGUGGUAGUUGGCUAGUGAUGGCUAUUUAACAGUCUGAUGACCUUGAGAUAGAAGCUGUUUUUCAGCUUUGAUGCACCUGUACUGACCUUGCCUUCUGGAUGAUAGCGGGGUGAACAGGCAGUGGCUCGGGUGGUUGAUGUCCUUGAUGAUCUUUUGGGCCUUCCUGUGAAAUCGGGUGCUGUAGGUGUCUUGGAGGGCGGGUAGUUUGCCCCCGGUAAUGCGUUCGGCAGACCGUACCACCCUCUGGAGAGCCCUGCAGUUGCGGGCGGUGCAGUUGCCGUACCAGGCGGUGAUACAGCCCGACAGGAUGCUCUCAAUUGUGCAUCUGGAAAAGUUUGAGGGUCUUACGGGCCAAGCCAAAUUUCUUCAGCCUCCUGAGGUUGAAGAGGCUCUGUUGCGCCUUCUUCACCACACUGUCUGUGUGGGUGGACCAUUUCACAUCAUUAGUGAUGUGUACGCCGAGGAACUUGAAGCUUUCCACCUUCUCCACUGCGGUCCCGUCGAUGUGGAUAGGGGGGGUGCACCCUCUUCUGAUUCCUGAAGUCCACGAUCAUCUCCUUUGUCUUGAUCACGUUGAGUUAUUUGCCUGGCACCACUCUGCCAGGGCCUUCGCCUCCUCCCUGUAGGCGGUCUCAUCAUUGUUGGUAAUCAGUCCUACUAUAAUAUAAUAAUAAUAAUAAUAAUAUGCCAUUUAGCAGACGCUUUUAUCCAAAGCGACUUACAGUCAUGCGUGCAUACAUUUUUUUUUUUUUUUUUGUGUAUGGGUGGUCCCGGGGAUCGAACCCACUACCUUGGCGUUACAAGCGCCGUGCUCUACCAGCUGAGCUACAGAGGACCUACUAUUGUUGUGUCGUCUGCAAACUUGAUGAUUGAGUUGGAGGCGUGCUUGGCCACGCAGUCAUGGUUGAACAGGGAGUACAGGAGGGGGCUGAGCACGCACCCUUGUAGGGCCCCAGUGUUGAGGAUCAGCGAAGUGGAGGUGUUGUUUCCUACCUUCACCACCUGGGGGCGGCCCGUCAGGAAGUCCAGGAUCCAGUUGCACAGGGCGGGGUUCAGACCCAGGGCCCUGAGCUUAGUGAUGAGCUUGGAAGGUAAUGUGGUGUUGAAUGCUAAGCUAUAGUCAAUGAACAGCAUUCUUACAUAGGUAUUCAUCUUGUCCAGAUGGGAUUGUGCAGUGUGAUGGUGAUUGCAUCGUCUGUGGAUCUUUUGGGGCGGUAUGCAAAUUGAAGUGGGUCUAGGGUGACAGGUAAGGUAGAGGUGAUAUGAUCCUUAACUAGCCUGUCAAAGCACCUCAUGAUGACAGAAGUGAGUGCUAUGGGGCGAUUUAGACAUUUAGUUCAGUUACCUUUGCUUUCUUGGGUACAGGAACAAUGGUGGCCAUCUUUAAGCAAGUGUCUACAGCAGACUGGGAUAGGGAGAGAUUGAAUAUGUCUGUAAAGACUCCAGCCAGUUGGUCUCCCCAUGCUCUGAGGACGCGGCUAGGGAUACCGUCUAGACCGGCAGCCUCGUGAGGGUUAACACGCUUAAAUGUCUUACUCACGUCAGAGAACGAGAGCCCACAGUCCUUGGGAGCGGGCCGAGUCGGUGGCACUGUCUUAUCCUCAAAGCGGGCGAAGAAGGUGUUUAGCUUGUCCGGGAGCAAGACGUCGGUUUCCGCGACGUGGCAGGUUUCUGAGCCGUUGAAUUGUGACUCCACUUUGUCUCUGUACUGAAGUUUUGCCUGUUUAAUUGCCUUACGUUACCUUACCUUAUGACUGCACUGUUUGUAUUCAACCAUAUUUCUAGUCGCGGUGGUUAAAUGUGGUGGUUCGCGCUUUUCAGUUUUGAGCAAAUGCUGUCAUCUAUCCACGGUUUUUGGUUUGGGUAGGUUUUAAGUCACAGUGGGAACAACAUCCCCUCUACACUUCCUGAUGAACUCUGUCACCAUGUCUAUAUUGUGUGUGUUGCAGGUUUGAGAUGCUAGAUGCAGCCAGGAACAAGGUGAGAGUGAAAGCGUGUUACGGGAUGAUGAUUGCCACCAUCGCAGCCUGUCUGUUCACUGUCAUCCUGGGGAAGAGGGUGAGUAUCAUUGCAGCCUGUCUGUUCACCGUCAUCCUAUAGAAGAGGGUGAGGGGGACACUGAUGUAAUGUUAUAUCUGUCCCAUUAUGGGGUCUGUGAGAGCACAGGCAGUGCUCUAUUUUGAAGUAGUCAAUUUUUUCUUCUACUACUUCUAUGAGUUGGUAAACAAACUGAAAGGGUGCAGACUGCCACCUGGAGGGUGUUGUCUGAACUGGUAUAAAGCCAAGGUUGGUGAUUUACUGCCCCCUGGAGGGUGUUGUCUGAACUGGUAUAAAGCCAAGGUUGGUGAUUUACUGCCCCCUGGAGUUAUGGAAUGUUUGCAAGCAGUAUAAUUAAUUGGCUGAUCCCUCCUGAUGACCUGGAUGGAAUCAUGUGAUCCUUCCUUAACCCAUAGGAAGUCCCACCACACAUAUAGCCCGGGAUUCAAUCCAAGACGUGUUCUACAACUGUACUGCAAAUUGAGAAAUCAUGUGACUAAACUGAAUAAAAAGAAGAAACUACACUAUGAAACCAAGAUAAAUGACAUAAAGAAUGAUAGUAAAAAGCUUUGAGCACCUUAAAUGAAAUUUUGGGUAAGAAGGCAAACUCCACUCCAUCAUUCAUUGAAUCAGAUGGCUCUUCAUCACAAAACCAACUGAUAUUGCCAACUUCUUUAAUGAUUUUUUUCAUUGACAAGAUUAGCAAAUUUAGGCAUGACAUGCCAGCAACAAACAGUGACACUACACAUCCAAAUAUAUCUGAUCAAAUUAUGAAAGACAAGCAUUGUAAUUUUGAGUUCCGUAAAGUGAGUGUGGAAUAGGUGAACAAAUUGUUGUCUAUCAACAAUGACAAGCCACUGGGAUCUGACAACGUGGAUGGAAAAUUACUGAGGAUAAUAGCAGACGAUAUUGCCACUCCAAUUUACCAUAUCUUCAAUGUAAGCCUACUAGAAAGUGUGUGCCCCCAGGCUUGGAGGGAAGCAAAAGUCAUUCCGCUACCUAAGAAUAUUAUUAAAGCCCCGUUUACUGGCUCAAAUAGCCGACCAAUCAGCCUGUUACCAACUCUUAGUAAACAUUUGGAAAAAAUUGUGUUUGACCAGAUACAAUGCUAUUUUACAGUAAUCAAAUUGACGACAAACUUUCAGCAUGCUUAUAGGGAAGGACAUUCAACAAGCACAGCACUUACACAAAUGACUGAUGAUUGGCUGAGAGAAAUUGAUGAUAAAAACAUUGUGGGGGCUGUUUUGUUAGACUUCAGUGCAGCUUUUGACAUUAUCGAUCAUAGUCUGCUGCUGGAAAAAAGUAUGUGUUAUGGCUUUACACCCCCUGCUAUAAUGUGGAUAAAGAGUUACCUGUCUAACAGAACACAGAGGGUGUUCUUUAAUGAAAGCCUCUCCAACAUAAACCAGGUAGAAUCAGGAAUUCCCCAGGGCAGCUGUCUAGGCCCCUUACUUUUUUCAAUCUUUACUACAUUUUAGUCAUUUAGCAGACGCUCUUAUUCAGAGCGACUUACAGUUAGUGAGUGCAUAUAUUAUUUUUUUAUUUUUCAUACUGGCCCCCCGUGGCAAUCGAACCCACAACCCUGGCGUUGCAAACGCCAUGCUCUACCAACUGAGCUACAUCCCUGCCGGCCAUUCCCUCCCCUACCCUGGACGACGCUGGGCCAAUUGUGCGCCGCCCCAUGGGUCUCCCGGUCGCGGCCGGCUACGACAGAGCCUGGAUUCAAACCAGGAUCUCUAGUGGCACAGCCUUAGACCACUGCGCCACUUGAGUAAAGCCAGUGUUUCUAUGUAUGCGACUGACGCAACACUAUACACGUCAGCUACUACAGCAACUGAAAUGACUGCAACACUUAACAAAGAGCUGCAGUUAGUUUCAGAAUGGGUGGCAAUGAAUAAGUUAGUCCUAAACAUUUCAAAAACUAAAAGCAUUGUAUUUGGUACAAAUCAUUCACUCAACACUAAACCUCAACUAAAUCUUGUAAUAAAUAAUGUGGAAAUUGAGCAAGUUGAGGAGACUAAACUGCUUGGAGGAACCCUGGAUUGUAAACUGUCAUGGUCAAAACAUGUUGAUACAACAGUAGCUAAGAUGGGGAGAAGUCUGUCCAUAAUAAAGCGCAGCUUGGCAGUCUUAACAACACUAUCAACAAGGCAGGCCCUAGUUUUGUCCCAGCUGGACUACUGUACAGUCAUGUGGUCAGGUGCCACAAAGAGGGACUUAGGAAAAUUGCAAUUGGCUCAGAACAGGGCAGCACGGCUGGCCCUUGGAUGUACACAGAGAGCUAACAUUAAUAAUAUGCAUGUCAAUCUCUCCUGGCUCAAAGUGGAGGAGAGGGAGACUUUCUCACUACUUGUAUUUGUGAGAGAUAUUGACAUGUUGAAUGAACCGACACCCAUGCAUUACCCAAAAGACAUGCCACCAGAGGUCUCUUCACAGUCCCCAAGUCCAGAACAGACUAUGGGAGGCACACAGUACUACAUAGAGCCAUGACUACAUGGAACUCUAUUCCACAUCAAGUAACUCCUGCAAGAAGUAAAAUUGGAUUUAAAAAAUACACAUUACGGAACAGCGGGGACUGUGAAGCAACACAAACAGACACACACACACGAUAACAUACGCAAUACAUGUACACAUGGAUGUUGUGUUAUAGAUAUGUGGUAGUAGAGUAGAGGCCUGAGGGCACACACUUAAUAUGUUGUGAAAUCUGUUAUGAAUGUAUUGUAAUGUUUUUAAAAUGUGUAAUUGCCUUUAAUUUUACUAAUGGGGAUCCAUAAUUUUAAAAAAAAAUUAGAAAUACACUGGACAGCCAACAGCCUUUUAAAAGCAGGAGAUCAUUCACAGGAAAACGCUGCGCAUGUCGGCUCAAGCAUAAAUGACGUCUGCUGUCCAGCGCGCUGCGCUGUAAUGCGCCUGGGAUUGAAUCCCGCCAAUCGUUUCGCUGCCCCAGGUGUGUUUGUGUUUGUGUGUGUGAGAAAGAUCGACUGACCAAUCGCGUGUGUUCCCCAGGCUGCCGGCAGACAUGAGUCGCUAACAAGUCAGAACAUGGAGAAGAAGGCAAGAUGGAGGCAGGAGGCGAAGAUGGAGAAAGAGGAGGCUGCCCUGGCUGAGAAGACUCCAUGA
Coregonus sp. 'balchen' is the source of this 16168-nucleotide messenger RNA. The record is from the annotation of a GenBank genome assembly. NCBI's taxonomy places the organism in Eukaryota, Metazoa, Chordata, Actinopteri, Salmoniformes, Salmonidae.